This is a messenger RNA of Cavia porcellus (domestic guinea pig), 3028 nucleotides long. It is a transcript of the gene Znf621, whose product is annotated as zinc finger protein 621. Bases 1756 to 2937 code for a protein of 393 amino acids. Gene Ontology annotation, biological process: regulation of DNA-templated transcription. NCBI's taxonomy places the organism in Eukaryota, Metazoa, Chordata, Mammalia, Rodentia, Caviidae. The transcript is spliced from 5 exons. The record is from RefSeq and is a predicted model, not a curated record.
GGGAGCUCUCCACCACAGCAACACAUCCUAACCUCCCCUCCCUGUUUUUUUUUUUUUUUUUUUAAUUUUGAGAAUUGCUAAGUAGCCGGGGUCACUUUGAACUUGUAUCUUUCUGCCUCAGCCUCCCAAAGUAGUUAGGGUUCAUCCCCAGAGCCACAAAAACAAAGAAAAUACAAGAGAACUAUGGGUUUUUGUGAAACUUAAUUUGUUUUCUUUUUUCAAGACACGGUUUCACCAUGUAGUUCACACCAACCUUGAACUCACUGUGUAGCCCAGGCUGACCUUGAACUUGCAGUGAUCCUCCUGCCUCAGCAUCCCAAAUCCUGGGAUUACAGGCAUGUGCCACCAUGCCUGGAUUUUUAUAGUACCGAAAAUCUUAAAUGUCCAUAUCACUCAACUCUUAAUUUUUUUUCUUUUGUUAAUUUCUGUUCUGAUAGAAUUUUAAAAUUUUUAUUUGGAUUUUGUAUGCAGGUGGUGGUUAUAGCUGAGCUAUAAUCUCUAUAACGUAUGGCAACGGAGGGGAUCAGCAGAGACUGCAGGCACAUGUGAAGGCAGCGUGGUGUGGAGUUUACUGUGCCUGGAUGCAGGCAGGCAGGCAGAGCGCCAAGACUGUAGUGAACAGAGAAAACUGUCCCUUUUAUAGGCAUGGAGAGAAGGCAGGGGAUACUAGGUAGGAAGAUUAAUAAACAUCUGUGGUCAGAAUUCUGGCUGCCUUGCACUGCAGUGGGCAGAGUCCUGGAAGUGUCCGGUGUAAAGUUUUGGGUCUCCAAAUGUCAGGGAUCUGCAGGAUUCCUUGUCCUGUCUUAUCUCCUUCAUGACAUCCUGUGCUUGCCCGUGACAACUUGGGUGCUGAGCUGGAUUCCCUGCAGAGAGUAGCGAGCGCUUCUGCUGGUACACAGGUCGAGGGCUAGGUCAGUCUGGUCGGAUUUGAACCUUAUAAUCCUUUGUUAUUUUGAGACACAGGGUCUUGGUUAAUUUUCCGAGCAUGCGUGCUAACCUGAAGUUACUUAUUUGGGACUUGGCGCUUUGGUGAAAGAACAGCUUUUUUCCCCUUUUCCCCCGCUCAGACGGGAACUUUUGAUCUUGCCCAGGCCACUGAAUAUGAAAAAUAAGACCCUGCAGUUCUGGCCCUAACUUUUCUCCUCCACCUGCCGCCAGACCUGCAGGGGACUAGGAGCGCCCCCAGGCUCUCAUUUGUGGAGGUGUGCUUCACGGUGACCUUUUACAUUAUUUAAGCACCAGUCAGCAGGCGAAGUUGCUGUCGGGUUUAGAGACUCCUUGAGAAGCUGAGCAGGGGACGGCAGGGCCCGCGGCAGCUGAGAACAGCUCGACCAAGUGCUCUGGAUCACAGCGAGCCCCCGGACAGACCGCAAGGCGGGUGCCCUAGGCUUGGGGACCGGGUUGCGCCUGCCUAGCUGCAGCCCUCUACACCCCGCGCGGACAUCACCGAGAUGCGGGCCUGCCGCGGCCUAGAGCGGCGCCGCCGUAUUUCCGGGUCGGCGCUCGGUCGGGUUCCUACGGUUCCGGCGCCACGGGUUCCGGGCUCCGCAGGUUCCGGGUCCUGUGGGUCCCGGGCGGGUUUCGGUGUCCACGCCUCUCUGAACCCAGGAGACCCGGUGACCCAUCGACCUUCUGCUACAAGGAUGUCUUGAACCUGAAGACGGCGCAGAGGCAGACAUCCGCUGUGCUGCAGAUGGCCUGGCCACGGGGCUCAGGCCCGGUCCCUACUCGCACUCAGCAGCUGAGUGGGGCCCCAUGUUUCAGGAGCCGGUGACCUUUGAGGAUGUGGCUGUGACCUUCAGCGCAGAGCAGUGGGCCAGCCUGGAGCCUAUGCAGAGGGCUCUGUACCGGAAGGUGAUGCUGGACAACUACGCCAAUGUGGCUGCCUUGGCUGCCUUUCCAGUCCGAAAACCCACUCUCAUCGCCUGGCUGGAGCGUGGUGCAUGGGAGCAGGAGGCCCUCGAGGGGGCUGGGUGCUGGGUCCUGAAGGAGGCACCGGAUCUGGAGCCGGAGGCCACGGCCGAGUCACCAGGAGCGUGCCCUGGAAGCAGCACCCCGAGCGUGGGUUCUGCGAACCCGAACCUGAUUGUGCGCGGCGGGAUGAAGUUCUACAGGUGCGCCCAAUGCGAGAAGCUCUUCCGCUACAACUCGAAGCUGCUGCGGCAUCAGAUGAGCCACAGCGGCGAAAAACCCUUCGCGUGCAAGGAGUGUGGCAAGGCCUUCAAGUCGCGCUACGACUGCAGCGUGCACGAGAAGAACCACGCGGGCCAGGGGCCCUAUGGGUGCGCGGUGUGCGGCCGCGCGCUGAGCUCCAGCACGGCCCUGAUCCAGCACCGCAGGGUCCACACGGGCGAGAAGCCCUACACCUGCCCGCAGUGUGGCCGCGCCUUCCGCUGGAGCGCGGCCUUCCUGCAGCACCGCCGGCUGCACACGGGCGAGCAGCUCUGCCACUGCCGGGCCUGUCGCAAGGCCUCGGGCUGCCGCUCACUGCGCGCGGUGCCCCCGCCCGCCGCCCCCGGUCCGCAGCGCUUCCCCUGCCUGCAGUGCGGCGAGGCCUUCGCGCAGAAGGCUGCGGCCGCCCAGCACCAGCGUGUACACGCCGGGGAGCGGCCCUACGCCUGUGCUGCGUGCGGCAAGGCCUUCCGCUGGCAUAGCAGCUUCCUGCAGCACCGCAGGCUGCACCACGUGGGCAGACCCGGCGGGGCACGCAGGCCAGGUCCCCAGGGCAGGCAGGUCGUGGCCCAGUCCUCAUCGGCCUUUGCACAUACCCUGCUCAUUCCUGCCUCCGGGCCUGUUCUGCUGCUGCUGCUGGCAGCCCCUGCCACCUCGGGGACCCCGGGGGAACCUAGGGCACCAGUCCAGAUAGUGCGGGGCCUUGGGCCCUCCCCUAGGCCAGCCCAGCCCCUCCUGGAGCUUCCCUUGCCUGGCGGAGUUUGAGCUGCUUUCUGCCUCUGUGUCCGUGUUUUUAACUAUUUCUGUCUAUGCUGCGUUGUAUUUAUAUAAAUAGGUAAUGUCCGGGUUUGUAAAA